Molecule: messenger RNA, 3342 nt
Organism: Aureobasidium namibiae CBS 147.97
Lineage: Eukaryota; Fungi; Ascomycota; Dothideomycetes; Dothideales; Saccotheciaceae
Product: chitin synthase, class IV
Exons: 3
Coding region: 1-3342 (1113 amino acids)
Cellular component (GO): cell septum; cell periphery
Molecular function (GO): chitin synthase activity
Source: RefSeq, a predicted model, not a curated record
AUGAUUGGCGCUUCCGACUUGGGCCGCAAGAAGAGUCUGAUCCGUCCCGAACGCACAAAGGUCGACAGAGAUCAUCCGCAAUACCAUUACCGCAAGCACGCUCAGAAUAUGGCAAUCAUGCCCUCGACUACUGGUCACGACCCGUUGCUAGAAGAAGCAGACAUCGAGGCCGCCACUCUCAGUUCCGACGAUAUCGAGCUGAAGCAACUCAAUCAGAAAGGCCGUCCCACCGACCCCUCUGUAGCAAGGAACGCAAGCCGUAAACUGCACCGUAAGGCUACCCUCGACACAGCCGACGAGAAGAAGAAGAGACAAAAGCAAGCCGGUGCUAGUCCGCCUACACUCUGGGGCACUUACUGUCAUUUGAUCACUUUCUGGUGUCCCAAUCCCGUCCUCAAGUGUUUCGGCAUGCCUGAAAAGGCUCAACAACAAGCCUGGAGGGAGAAGAUGGGCCUGAUCAGCAUCAUCCUCAUGAUCGCUGCGUUCGUUGGCUUCAUCACCUUCGGUUUCACUGCCACUGUCUGCCCCGCGGGUUCUUCCUCACGCUUUCGCGUAAACAAAGUCGAUUCGGGCUAUAUGAUCUUCCACGGCAAGGCCUACGAUCUGACAAGAUCGCAACAUCCGCAGGCCAGAGGUAUAUUGCGUAACCAAAACGUCCUUUGGGAUCUGGACGAGCCAUAUGGAGGCAAGGACGGCAGCUUCAUGUUCCAAAAUGUCAAUGGAGCUUGCAAAGGCCUCAUCACUGCUGCUCCAGACUCUGAUGUCAAGACCGAUAGUGAGGGCAAUCUGGCAUGGUAUUUCCCGUGCAACGCUUUCAACCAGGAUGGGUCGAGCGAACCGAACCUGACAACCCCUUAUUAUCUUGGUUACGCCUGCCAUACUUCCAAACUUGCUCGUACAAACUUCUACGAUCUCAAAUCCGGAGGAGAUGUUUACUUCACCUGGGAUGAUAUCAAGAAUUCAAGCCGCAAUCUCAUGGUCUACGGUGGCGAUGUUCUUGAUCUCAACCUCCUCAAAUGGUUCAACGCCUCGCAAGUCUCGUACCCAUCCAGAUUCGACGACAUCCGUGAGAACGCAAACGUUCGAGGUACGGACAUGAGUCUUGCCUUCUCCUCAGGCCAGGAUAAGAAGAUCGCAAAGUGUUUCCAGGAAAUCAUCAAGGUCGGAUCCAUUGAUACUGAGACCGUUGGUUGCAUCGCCUCCAAGAUCGUUCUCUACGUCGCGCUUGUCUUUAUCCUGUCGAUCGUCGUUGCCAAGUUCGUUCUUGCUCUUGCUUUCCAGUGGUUCCUCUGCCGCAAGUAUGCCGCCGACAAAACUGCUUUCAGUGGUGACGAGAAGAAGAGAAAACAGCAGAUUGAGGAAUGGGCGGACGAUAUCUAUCGUCCGGCUCCCAAGGUUGCCGACCCUGUCACUAACAGUACCGAGCGCGCCAACAAGCGAGGCAGUUUCCUUCCCACUACCUCCAGGUUCACCAGCCCUUAUGCUAUUGAGAGGUCUAUGGCGCGUUCGCGUCCAGCAUAUACCACCAUGGCCAGUCAAAGCUCGACUGCGCGCUUGAUCCCUGGUGCAAGUGUGUAUGGUCAAGGCAACAGAAGCGAGAACACAUUGCAAGAGAGCCGUGCAAGUCUCAUGGUUCCCAACAGCAGCGAGAAAAGGUACUCUAGUGUUAUGGAGUCAGAUGGGCCUGGUCCACAUGGCUUUAUCCACGAAGCUGUCGUGCCCCAGCCUCCCCCAGAGUGGCAGCCGUUUGGAUUCCCUCUUGCACAUGCUAUUUGUCUGGUCACCGCUUACUCCGAGGGCCCUGAGGGAAUGCGUACCACUCUUGAUUCUGUCGCCACAACUGAGUAUCCAAACAGUCACAAGCUGAUCCUCGUCAUCUGCGAUGGUAUCAUCAAGGGCCAUGGCGAGACCAUGACCACUCCCGAAGUCGCCCUGAGUAUGAUGAAGGAACACACCAUCGUUCCUGAUGAAGUAAAGCCUUAUUCGUAUGUCGCUGUCGCUAGUGGUUCCAAACGACACAAUAUGGCCAAGAUUUACUCCGGCUUCUACGACUACGGCGAGGACUCUAUCAUCCCAAUGGAGAAGCAAGAACGCGUGCCCAUGGUGAUCAUCGUCAAGUGUGGCACUCCCGAGGAAGCAACUCAAUCCAAGCCUGGUAACCGUGGCAAGCGUGACAGCCAAAUCAUCCUCAUGUCCUUCUUGCAGAAAGUCAUGUUCGAUGAACGCAUGACCGAGCUUGAAUACGAAUUCUUCAAUGGUGUUUGGAAGAUUACUGGCAUCUCUCCCGACUUUUAUGAGAUUGUUCUCAUGGUUGAUGCUGAUACCAAGGUGUUCCCCGACAGUCUGACCCAUAUGAUUAGCGCUAUGGUAAAGGACCCUGAAAUCAUGGGCCUGUGUGGUGAAACAAAGAUCGCCAACAAGAGGGCCAGCUGGGUGUCUAUGAUCCAAGUAUUCGAAUAUUUCAUCUCACAUCAUCAGUCAAAGUCCUUCGAAUCCGUUUUUGGUGGUGUCACCUGCCUUCCCGGAUGUUUCUGCAUGUACAGAAUCAAGGCACCAAAGGGCGAUCAAAAUUACUGGGUGCCAAUCUUGGCCAAUCCCGACAUCGUGGAGCAUUAUUCCGAAAACGUCGUCGAUACCUUGCACAAGAAAAACUUGCUCCUUCUUGGUGAAGAUCGUUAUCUCUCGACUCUGAUGUUGAGAACCUUCCCCAAGCGAAAGCAGGUCUUCGUUCCGCAGGCUGUCUGCAAAACGACCGUACCCGAUGAGUUCAAGGUCCUUCUCUCUCAAAGGAGAAGAUGGAUCAACAGUACAGUCCACAAUCUUAUGGAGCUGGUUCUGGUUCGUGAUUUGUGUGGCACUUUCUGCUUCAGCAUGCAGUUUGUUGUAUUCGUCGAACUGGUUGGUACACUCGUGCUUCCGGCUGCCAUUGCUUUCACCUUCUACGCUGCUAUUGAACACACAACUAUUCCUGUCAUGUCCUUGGUGCUCUUGGCACUAAUUCUUGGUCUCCCUGGUGUCCUCAUCAUCUUGACCGCGCAUCGCAUCUCCUACGUUGCUUGGAUGCUCAUCUAUCUCCUCUCACUCCCAGUCUGGAACUUCAUCCUCCCAACUUACGCUUAUUGGAAGUUUGACGACUUCUCUUGGGGUGACACUCGCAAGACGGCUGGGGAACAGACCAAGGGAGGUCAUGACGAUGCCGAGGGUGAAUUUGACAGCAGUAAGAUCACCAUGAAGAGAUGGGCCGAUUUCGAACACGAGCGACGCAUGAAGAUUGGUGGCACCAAUUACACUUCGUCGUCAGCACAGGGAUCAUAUCCAUACGAGUCCGGUUACGAAUAUUGA